AUGGCUCCCAGAUACAUUGGUGGUUCUGUGUUGGCUGCUCUCGUCAAACAACACCCAGAAUAUGAUAUCACGGUGCUCUUGCGCAAUGUUCCGGAUACCUUCACCUCCCAAUACUCCAACGUGAAGAUUCUCCGAGGAGAUUUUGAUGAUACAGCACUCAUUGCUGAUACUGCAUCCAAGGCAGAUAUUGUCAUUCACAACGGGAACAGUAAACAUGAGCCCUCCAUCAAAGCACACAUUGAUGGUCUGCUUCGGAAUAGCACCCCUUCUUCUCCUCGUUUCCUCAUCCGUCUUAGCGGUACAGGCGCCAUCGCCGACUGGGCAGACUCAUCCUACUACGGCGAGAAGAACCCAAGGGUUUGGAACGACAUUCACGAUAUCGGGCAGCUGACGUCCCUACCGGACACAGCGUUGCAUCGGAACAUCGAAAAAAUUGUCCAAAAGGCAGCAGUGGAUCACGGCGAUCGUCUCAAGUGUGCAAUCAUCUGCUCUGGUGAAGUGUAUGGACCUGGGAAGGGACCCGGAAGGGCACAGAGCCAAUUGGUGCCUCUGUUCUGUGAUGAGAUCAUCAACAACACCAAGCGUGCGUUUUACACUCAGUCCGGAGGAAACGCUCGAAGCUGGGUGCACAUCGAUGAUCUUGUGGCGGUUUACAUAAAACUGGGCGAGGCAGCCGCAGCUGGCGGUGGAAAUGCUGAUUGGGGUCACGGAUAUUACUUCACAGCCACGCAGGAGGUCUCCCAGCUCGACUUCGCCACUGCCAUUGGCCGUAUUCUCAAGAAGCACGGUGUUAUUGAAUAUGAGGAGCCUGUGCAGCUGCCUCUAGAUGACAUCUGGAAGACUGCACAAAAGUCUAAAUGGCGCUACACAGGGAUCUACGCAUUUGCUUGCAACACACGAACAGUCAGCGAAAGAGCACGAAAGGUCCUCGGUUACGAGCCAAAAGCCCCGAGUCUUUUUGACUGCCUUGAGGAGGACGUCUUGGCCGCGGUGAGAAGAGGAGCCUGA
This is a messenger RNA of Podospora pseudopauciseta, 1008 nucleotides long. RefSeq lists its product as uncharacterized. The transcript is spliced from 4 exons. Lineage: Eukaryota; Fungi; Ascomycota; Sordariomycetes; Sordariales; Podosporaceae. The record is from RefSeq and is a predicted model, not a curated record. The coding region runs from base 1 to 1008 and encodes 335 amino acids.